Molecule: messenger RNA, 2631 nt
Organism: Oryzias latipes (Japanese medaka)
Lineage: Eukaryota; Metazoa; Chordata; Actinopteri; Beloniformes; Adrianichthyidae
Product: immunoglobulin-like domain-containing receptor 2
Biological process (GO): pancreas development
Cellular component (GO): membrane
Source: RefSeq, a predicted model, not a curated record
UUUUUGUUUUCGUUAACACCAGCGUUACAACCCGGUUAAUUAAUCCCACGGCAGAGGGCUCGGCCAGACUCUCCCCCGUCCGUCCGUGCCGCUGCUAGACUCACCUCUCUGUGAAGUGGUUCAGUCCCGUUAGAAGCAGCAGCCGGAGGCAGCAGGUUCCUCGCGAGCCACGACAUGAAAACCCCACCGAUGAACCGCGAUUCGCUCUAAUAACGGACCGUAUCAUGACGUUUUACCGGGCGGCCACUUUCCUCACAGCACUGGUCUUUGUCUGCGACGGUGUGCAUGUCACAGUGCCGGAGAAGCAGCAGUUGGCAAUGCUAUUCCAGGCCGUGGUCCUCCCCUGUCACUACCAAACCUCGUCCAGGCAGACUCCUGUGGUGCAGUGGUGGUACAAGUCGUACUGCCGGGAUCGCACGCGAGACUCCUUCACCCUGCCGGAGACUCUGGGCAGGACGGCCUCUGAGCUGGGAGCCACAGCUCACCUGGAGUGCUCCGACAACAGCCGCACAGUUCGGGUGGUGGCCUCGCUGCUGGGAGCCUCCUUGACCCUGGCCGAGCACUACAAAGGCAGAGACAUCUCCAUCAUAAACAAGGCUGACCUCCGUAUCGGGGAGCUGCGGUGGGGGGACAGCGGGGUGUACUUCUGUAAAGUUAUUAUUGCCGAUGAUCUGGAGGGAAAGAACGAAGCACAGCUGGAGCUGUUGGUUCUGGGCCGGACAGGUGAGCAGCAUGAUCUACUGCCUGAGUUUGAUGUGGAGAUUAUGCCAGAGUGGGCGUUUGUGGGGUGUGUAUCCCUGGGCAGUGUCUUGGUCCUGCUCUUGUUGGGGAUCUGUUGGUGCCAGUGUUGUCCUCACUCGUGCUGCUGCUAUGUGCGCUGCUGCUGCUGUCCUGACACCUGCUGCUGUCCCAAACACUUGUAUGAAGCAGGAAAGAUGGCAAAGAGUAGAAAUCCUCCUCAAGUUCCUUUGUUUCCUUACUAUAUUCCUGGUGUUCCUGCUGUGGUUUCUGUGGCACCUUCAUCUCACCUGGACCCCAAGAUCUCCUCAGUACCAUCAAUGGAGAAUAACUUAGCUGGAGUGCGCAGUGGUUACAGACUGACAUCCAAACCCGAGCAGAACUCAAUGAGAGUUCUGUACGACAUAGAGAAGGAGCUGGCUCAGUUCCCCUCCAGUACCGUGGCUGCUCUCAAACCCAGCAGCUUGUCUGAGCUGAGCUCCCUUCAUGAUGGAGGAAUCCCAGAUUUCAGACAAACCUACCAGACGGUCCAGAUGAAGGCGCUGCCGCCCAUCGACGACCACGAUGACCAGCUGCGGGCCUCUCCGCCUCCGCAGAGCCGACGGCCCUGGAGAGACAAGGUCAACCACUCAGAUGAUGAGCUGGACCGCAGGUGGAACCCGCGGUCCGAACACCUGCAGAGGAAGACUCUGGGCAGAAGGGGGCGCACUGGCUCCCUGGAUGAGCUGGAAGAAUUUGCUCGGUCUUACAACUCUCGAGGACGCCGACCUGAAGCCCCAGAGCGGCCGUACAGGCGGGACUACAGCCCUCACAGGCGCUUCUACCCGGAUGAAGAAGACAGGUGGGGGCGCCACAGCCCCUCGCCCCCACAGAGGAGAAGGGGAACUUGGGACAGUGACCGCCUGACCAAACCGUCACAGAGCAGAAGCUAUGAUGAUGACUUUCUGAACAGCGUGCUGGAGAAAAAGGCCAGAGCCCGGGGAGGGGAGCGGGGCGCAGCGAGGGGGGACGAGGACAGCGACACCCCCUCCAAAGGCAGCUCCAGAGGAAAGGGCAGCAACAGCUACUACAGCCGGUCCCCUAGCAACCGUCCGGACGAGGAGGACCAUUUGCCUCCGUACUCUGAGAUAGAGUUUGAGCGGUACCGCAGGGCGGACCAGACCACAGAGCGGUACCGAACCCAAGAUCCCCCAAGAUCAGAGAGAUACAGGACUGUUGAGCCCCCCACACGGACCGUCUCUCACAUGCGCCCCCACCAAGGCAUGACCCAAACAUUGCAGGGGGGCAGGGACGAGCGCGACAGACAGCGAAACCUGCUCCAUCCACACGUUUACUGGCUUAGCCCACAAAACAGCAGCUGCAUGAAGCGCUGACUCUGCAUGAGCAUCUCUAACCUGUGGCUCUCGCUGUAUUUCCCUAACAGACUUCUGCACUGAGCAGGGACUCCCUCAUUGUGUGACAAGGCCUCCCCGCCUCCCCGCCCACCUGCCCCACCCUCACUCUUCCCUCCUCUGUCACUGUCAUCAUCCUGCAGCAACACAGCAGAGGCUCAGAGACACUCCCAGUCUGACAUGAAGAUAAACUUCUCUGCAUUCAUUCCUAUUUAUCCAUUCUUGUGAACCUGUGGAUGAAACAAUUUCUUAAAUCUGGUCUUAAUUGUUUGUGUGUUCCGUGAAUAAGCAGUGCCAAUGUGUUUGUUUUUGUUUACACAACACUGUGUGGUGGCUCUGAGCAGCCUCCAGUCUUCAUACUUCCAGUGCCCUGCAGCUCAGGUUUUUUGUACAUUUUGCAUGUAAUUGUUCAUUUUCUGAUUGUGUACAAGUACUGCACUGAUUUGUACUUCAAGUGCGCUGCUGAGACAAAUUUCAAUAAAAAUACCUGGUUUGACUCAGU